Molecule: messenger RNA, 565 nt
Organism: Teleopsis dalmanni
Lineage: Eukaryota; Metazoa; Arthropoda; Insecta; Diptera; Diopsidae
Exons: 3
Coding region: 40-384 (114 amino acids)
Source: RefSeq, a predicted model, not a curated record
UACCAAUUCGGUCCGUAUUAAACAAAAAACAUUCAAAAAAUGGCUCAAAUAAUUAAGUCUUUAAUAGCAUUAAUACUCGCGGUCACAAUAGUAAUGUUGUGGUUCUUUACUGAGUCAUUUUUUGAAUAUAAUGAAUUCAAAACGUUGUUCUAUAACGCCUAUACGUUUAAAAUUAUUCUGGGUUCUCUGGUAUUAUAUACCAUUAGUUACAUGUUGGUAACAUUAAUUUAUGAUGUGGUGUUCUCCGAGGAUGAUGAAGAUGAUUCAGAUGGUCCACGUGAAGUCCGGGUCGGAUUUCCAGAACACUUCUUUGAUGGAUUCGUAGAGAGAACCAGUAGAAUCUUCAGGUCGCUAAGCCCCACACGAAUAUUUGGAAUCGCUUGACUAUAGGCGUAAAUAAGAAUACGGCUGAAACAAAAUUAACAAGUUGUGUACAAUAAUCGGCGUAUAUUUUUUGAUUUAAUUUCCAUAUCUCCAUUAAUGUUUUCAAAAAAACCAACCGAUUAUGAUUAUAUUAUAACUGACUACUUAUGUUAAUCCGAAAUACAUAUAACAUAUUCAUCGA